CAGAGGGAGGGGGGGAGGAGGUAUUUAAACCAUGGAGCAGGACAGAACAGACUAGCUCUGAACUCCCACAGAGUAGACGGAAGAGAGGAGAGAAAGAGAAGAGAAGAAGAAGAAGAACAUAGAAACAGAGUGCUACAAUCUGCUUUAUAGCCAGCACCACACACACACACAUAUAUCCACACACUUCUAGAACGUAACCUCACCCAUCCAGCUGGACUUUCUUUCUCCAAGUUGACUCCAGCCCUCAAGCCAUCUGGAGCUCUAUCUGUGACAACCUGUCCACCACCACGCACCACCACUCUCACUCUGCCUACUCCAGCUCGCCCUCGUUCCCUCUUUCCCUCGUUCUUCACGGGGGGGAUGGCACGGGCCUCUUUCGGGGGUGCCCUCGGCUGUGCCCUGCUGGCCCUGGUGUUGGCGGCCGGUAUGGAUUUGGGGAGUCCCCCUGUGGCAGGCUUCUACCCCCACUUCAACCCUUUCUUCUUCCUGUGUACCCACCAUGGGGAGCUGGAGGGGUCCGGGGUGGCAGAGGGAGGGGGAGAGGUGCUCCUCACCCUACAGAUCGCUGGGGACCCCACCCACUACACUCCGGGACAGGAGUAUCAAGUGACUGUCUCCACCAGUACUUAUUUUGAUGGUCUGCUGGUGACCGGUCUCUACACGUCCACUCCUGUUCAGUCUGCUCCUAUCCCUGCUCCUGCUGCAUUCGGAUUCGGUGUUAUACCAGAGCAGCACCAGUUUGGGACUCAGUUUGUAUGUAGUGUUGUGACGUCUCACGUCAGCCACCAGCCCUUGACGAGUCUCAGCUUUGUCUGGAUUGCUCCUCCUCCAGGCACCGGCUGUGUCAACUUCCUGGCUACUGCUACACAUCGAGGACAGAUCAUCUUCAAGGAUGCACUCGCCCAGCAGCUGUGUGAGCAGGGAGCUCCCACUGAAUCCCCGUUGAGACCCAGUCUUGCUGAGAUCCAUGGUAACCAUGCUGUGCUACGUGAUGACUUUGACUCCAGCCUUCAGGGAGAACUGGACCCCAGGAUCUGGUCAGAGAGCAGUAACUGUGAGGUGGGAGAGCAGUGUGGGGUUCUGAUGCACGGCAGAGCAGUCACCUUCUGUGAACCCUUCGGAGAGAGAGAGCUGAUCAGCGUUCCUCUCAACACCAGCACAGCCUCCGUCCUGCAGUUUGCUCUCGGUUCAGGCUCCUGUCGGUUCAGUUACUCCGACCCCAGCAUCAUCGUGUCGUUCAGUCUAAACAAGAAUAACGGCUCAGAUGACUGGAUCACCCUGGAGAAGAUCCGAGCUCCUACUAACAGCAGUACGGUAGUCCAUCUCCUACCCCUGCCGGUGCGCUCCAAGAGGGAUGGGGUGCGUGUACGGUGGUCCCAGGAGGUCCCCCGGGGGCCCGAGGGCUAUGAGUCGUGCUGGGGCCUGGAUAACAUACUGCUGGUCAACGCUGCUCACAGACCCCCCCUGAUGGAGGAUAACCUGGACCCCCCUGACACAGCCAACUGGCUCUUCUUCCCUGGAGCCACCGUUAAGCAUGCCUGUCAGUCAGAGGGCAACGCCCUGUAUUUCCAUGGCAACAACGAGGAGGGUGUGGGCCACUCCUUCGCCUCCACCCGAGACAUCGACCUCCACCGAGAGGAGGGGCGGAGCUACUGGGAGGAGGACUUUGAAAGCACGCCCACCAACUGGGACAUCGAGGGAGCAGUGUAUGGGACCCAGUGUGGAGAGAUAGAGUCGGGCCUGGCCCUGGUGUUUGAGAGGGGUGGAGAGAGGAAGAUGUGUACUCCUUACCUGGACACCACCUCCUUUGGAAACAUCCGCUUCCACUUCACCAUGGGUGGAGGAGAGUGUGACCCAGGAGAGUCCCAUGAGAAUGAUGUCAUCUUGUUUGGGAGGUCAGAGGGGAGGAGAGACCACGUGCUGUUAGACACCCUGCCAUACUCCUCCUACAAGAGUCCAUCUGUAGUAUCAGUAGCCCUACCUCCAGACCUCCAGACCCCUGUCACCCAGUUCUGUCUGGAGCAGCGGGCACAUGGUGGUGCCAACCGCCAUGUCUGGGCCGUAGACUUCAUGCAGCUGCUGCCCGUUCUGCCUGCCACACACACCCACGUGGCCCAGUUCUCCAUCAACCUGGGCUGUGGAUCCUACCAGCCUGCCAACAGUGUCAAUCUGGAGUUUUCCACCAAUCACGGUCGUUCCUGGUCCCUGCUCCACACAGAGUGUCUCCCAGACUUGUGUGCUGGACCUCACCUACCACAUAGCACCAUCUACUCCUCUGAUAACUACAGCGGCUGGACGAGGAUCUCCAUCCCCUUACCCAACGCUGCCCUGACUGAGAACACCCAGUUUCGUUGGAGACAGGGUGGCAUGGGAGCUGGCAACAUGUGGGCCAUAGACAAUGUGUACAUCGGUCCAUCCUGCCUUCGUUUCUGUUCUGGAAGAGGACACUGCUCCCGUACCGGCUGCAAGUGUGACCCAGGGUUUAGUGGUCCAUCCUGUGAGCUGGCCUCCCAGACCUUCCCUGCCUUCCUGUCAGAGGGCUUCUCCAGUCCCAGACUCUCCUCCUAUCACAGCUUCUCCUCUCUGAGGGGAGCGGAGGUUAGUUUUGGCUGCGGGGUUCUGGCCAGCGGUAAGGCUUUGGUCUUCAACAGGGACAGCAGACGACACCUGGUGACCGCACCGCUUGACAGCUCACAGGCCAGGUACCUCCAGUUCACUCUGCGUCUUGGCAGUCGUAGCAUUCUUAGUUCCUGUCCUGCCCCUGACCAAUCAGGAGAGGGAGUCCUGCUGCAUUACUCUUCAGACAACAGCAUCACCUGGACCCUCCUGCAACACUACGCUUACCAGGGCUUCCACGAACCCAGGAUCGUAUCAGUGGAGCUCCCUCCCGGUGCCCGUAAGUUCGGGGUGCAGUUCCGCUGGUGGCAGCCGUACCACUCUGGGCGUGGCCGUGACGUGUGGGCAGUGGAUGACAUCACUAUGACCUCUGUACUGUUCAACACCAUCAGUCUGGACUUCAGUAAUGUACUGGACGUCACUCAGAGUCUAGGCUUCUACCUUGGACACGUCCAGCCCUACUGCCGACACGACUGGACACUCAGUUUCUCAGGCGAGCCCAGCCCCGGGUCCAGUAUCCGUUAUGUGGAGACACAGUCCAUGCAGAUCGGAGCGUCCUACACCCUGCAGUUUUCAUUGGUCAUGGGCUGCGGCCGAGACCCCUCCCCCAACAUCGACACACAGGUCCGCCUGGAGUUCUCCACCAAUCACGGCCUGACCUGGCACCUAGUCAAAGGGGCCUGUCUGCCAGGGAUGCCCAGCUGUUCUGAGUUCACUGCCCCAAGUGUAUAUCAUCCCUCUGAGUUCACUGACUGGAGACGUAUUACUUUACCACUACCACACAGAGCAUGGUCCAGUGCGACUCGGUUCCGUUGGAUCCAGAACUACUAUGGAGAGCAAGAUGAAUGGGCUCUGGACGAUAUCUACAUCGGACAGCAGUGCCCUCAGAUGUGCCACGGACACGGAUGGUGUGACCACGGACACUGCAGGUGUGAUGGAGGUUUCUCAGGUCCAGACUGCCUGUCCUCCUCUCCUCUCUCCUCCAGUGUCCUGUCAGACUUUGAGUCCCAGGACGGUCUGCUGGCCACGUGGCAGGAGGUGAUUGGUGGAGAGGUGGUGACCCCUGAUGUGGGCUGUGGGGUGGUCUCCUCCGGAUCCUCGCUCUACUUCAGCAAGGCUGGACUGAGGCAGCUGGUGAGCUAUGACCUGGACACAGAGUGGGCGGAGUUUGUCCAGUUUUACCUCCGUGUGGGCGGAGACUGGGCGGAGUGUAACACAGCAGACAGCAGGGAGGAAGGAGUCCUUCUACAGUACAGUAACAAUGGAGGAAUCAGCUGGGGACUCAUCGCUGAGAUGUACUUCAGCGACUUCAUCAAGCCACGGUUUGUCCACUAUGAGCUGCCGCUGGCCUCUAAGACCUCGUGUACCAGGUUCAGAUGGUGGCAGCCCCUCCACUCUGGGGACGGCUACGACCAGUGGGCCAUCGAUGAUGUCAUCAUACUUUCUGAGAGACAGAAGCACAUCAUCCCCAUGGCCAACCCCACGCUGCCACAGAACUUCUAUGAGAAGCCGGCGUUUGACUACCCUCUGAACCAGAUGAGUGUGUGGCUGAUGCUGGGUAACGAGGGCAUGGAGAAGGAGAGGAACGGAAGCUUCUGUGCCACCACGCCCUCCGCCAUGGUGUUCGGGCGUUCUGACGGCGACAGGGUGGCAGUGACCAGAGAUCUGGCUCUACGUCCAGGGUACACCCUGCAGUUUAAGGUACGGUUGGUUGUCCAGUUCUCAACCAACAACGGGGUGCAGUGGCAGUUCCUGAGAGAGCUGGACUUUGGCUCCUUCCUGGAACCCCAGGUGGUGACCAUUGAACUGCCUCCAGCCGCCAAGACCCCCUACACAGUGUUCCGCUGGUGGCAGCCACAGCAAGGUAAACACUCAGCCCAGUGGGCUUUGGAUGACGUCCUGAUCGGUAUGAACGACAGUUCCAGGACUGGUUUCCAUGACAAGUUCGCCGGGACGUCCCCUCUGAGACACAACUGGUACCGUGUCCAGGGGGGAGAGGUCACAGUGGACUGUUUGUCUCUGGACACGGCUCUGUCCUUCUACUCCGAUGCCACAGACAAGAAGCCACGGUACGCAGAGAGCUGGGACUUUGAGGUGUCUGGCUCUUCCUUCCUGCAGUUUGACCUGUCUAUGGGUUGCAGUAAGACAGUCACGUCCUCUCAUGGUGUCAGGCUGGAGUAUUCCACAGACUGCGGGCGCCACUGGGCCCUGCUCACCCCAGAGUGUGUGCCCCCUGCCAUCGGUUGUACCGGCUACACUAUGAACUCUGUGUACACCGCUACGCGGUACACCCGUUGGAGGAGGGUUACGGUGUAUCUGCCCAGCGCUGCCAAUUCUCCCAGGACACGGUUCAGGUGGAUCCAGCCUCACUUCAUCCCCGGAGCUGAUGGCUGGGCCUUGGACAACGUGCUGCUGGCCCCUGGCUGUCCCUGGAUGUGCUCUGGACACGGACUCUGUGACAACGGACGCUGUGUGUGUGACCAUGGUUACGGCGGGGCCCACUGCGUGCCCCUGGCCCCCCUCCCCUCCAUCCUGAGAGAAGACUUCAACGAGAACCUGGCGGCGGAGCAGUGGCCCGAGGUGUACGGGGCUGAGAGGGGGACGCUCAGCGGGGAGCCCCUCAAAUCUGGCACCGCACUCAUCUUCAAAGGGGAAGGUCUACGUAUGUUGGUGUCUAGGGACCUGGACUGUACCAGCACACUUUACAUCCAGUUCUCCUUCAAGUUCAUCACUAAGGGCAUCCCAGAACGGUCUCACUCAGUGCUGCUGCAGUACUCAGUGAACGGAGGAAUCAGCUGGUUGCUGUUAGAUGAGUUCUACUUCCCCACCUCGACUGACACGCUGUUCCUACACCUCCCUCUGCCUGCCAGGGCCCAGACCAACGCUACCCGCUUCAGGCUCUGGCAGCCCUACAACAGUGGUAAGAAAGAAGAGGUGUGGGUGAUUGAUGACCUGAUCAUCGAUGGCAGCUCGCUCAACAACCCUCCUGUAGUCUCAGACAACUUCGAGGGCGGACCCCAAAACUACAACUGGCUCUUCUACCCAGGAGGCAACACUGGACUCUACUGCCCUUACCAGAAGAGUGGCCUGGAGAAGGAUGAGUCGGCCAUGGUGUUUUUAUCCAGUGAGCUGGGAGAACAUUCAAUAACCACCAGAGACAUCGACGUCAAUGAGAACACCAUCAUCCAGUUUGAGAUCAACGUGGGCUGCACGGCCGACAGCUCCGCCUCUAACCCGGUACGACUGGAAUUCUCCAGGGACUUUGGAUCCACCUGGUACCUCCUGGUGCCCUUGUGUUCAGGAGGCCCCCAGCCCUCUUCCCUGUGCUCCACAGAGCUGCACCCCGCCAGUGUCUACUACCCGGGAACCACCCAGGGCUGGAGGCGGGAGGUCAUCCACUUUGGCAAGCUGAGACUCUGCGGCUCCAUCCGGUUCCGUUGGUACCAGGGCUUCUUCUCCAGCAGUUCCUCCCCUCCUACCUGGGCCCUGGACAGUGUGUACAUUGGCCCCCAGUGCCAGGACAUGUGUAAUGGACACGGGACGUGUGUGAAGGGGACACACUGUGUCUGUGACCCAGGCUACUCUGGCGCAGACUGCUCCCAACCUGACACACUCAACCCUGAUUUUCUCAAGGAAGACUUUGAAGGAGGGGCGAUGGAUGCAGAGCGGUUCAGGCUUCUGAGUGGAGGGAAGCCAAGCAGGAAAUGUGGCAUCAUGUCCAGUGGGAACCACCUGUUCUUCAGCGAGGAUGGCCUGCGUAUGCUGGUCACUAACGACAUGGACCUAUCCAAUGCCAGGUUUGUUCAGUUCUUUCUGCGUCUGGGCUGUGGGAAGGCGUCCCCAGACCCCCGUUCCCAGCCUGUCCUGCUCCAGUUCUCUGUAGACGGAGGUCUGACCUGGGGCCUGCUGCAGGACUUCCUCUUCUCAAACAGCAGUAACCAGGCUCGCCUGGUGGCCCUGGAGAUCCCUCUGCGUGCCCGUACCUCCUCCACACGUCUCCGCUGGUGGCAGCCCUCUGAGAACGGACACUUCUACAGUCCAUGGGUCAUUGAUCAGCUGGUGGUGGGUGGCAGUGCCAGUGGCUGGGGACCUCUGGAGGACGACUUCUCCUCUAUGGACGGUCGUUCCUGGCUGCUCCACCCCGGGGGAACCCGUAUGCCCGUGUGUGGUUCUGACGGGGCGGCCUUCGCCUUCAUAGAGAAGUCCAACACGCGCUACGCUGUCACCACAGACAUCAGCCUGGGACAGGAUGCGUACAUACAGUUUGACUUCUCAGCUUCCUGCUCGGUCACCAACUCCUGCUACGCCAUUGAACUAGAGUAUUCUCUGGACCUGGGUCUGAGCUGGCAGCCUCUGGUGAGAGACUGUCUCCCCACCAGCCCAGACUGCUCCUCCUACACCUUACAGAGACUGCUGGUAGCAGACACCUACAACAAGUGGGGCCGAGUCACUCUGCCAAUCCCCACCUAUGCCAGGUCUCCAGCCACUCGGUUCCGUUGGUUCCAACAGGCUCCCUUUGACAAACAACAGACCUGGGCUCUGGACAACCUCUACAUCGGAGACGGCUGCCCUGACAUGUGCUCCGGACACGGACGCUGCCAGCAGAGCUCCUGUGUGUGUGAUCCAGAGUGGGGAGGGGAGUACUGUGAUGAGCCUGUGGCCCCUCUGCCCUCCCAGCUAAAGGACAGCUUCAGCCGAGCCCCCUCUCUUAGCCACUGGCACCUGGUGACUGGGGCAAAACUCAGUACUGUGUGUGGGGCCGUGGCAUCUGGUGCUGCACUGCACUUCAGUGGGAGUUGUAGUCGUCAGCUGGUGACAGUGGAUCUGAACCUGACCAACGCAGAGUUCAUCCAAUUCUACUUCAUGUACGGCUGCAUGAUCCCGCCUAGCAACCGUAACCAGGGCGUGCUGCUGGAGUUCAGCCUGAACGGAGGCAUCAACUGGAAUCUGCUGACAGAGAUCUUCUAUGACCUGUACAGCAAGCCUGGGUACGUGUUCUACAUUAAACCUACUGUACUGUUGAUGGACCAUUGGCUGUUCAGUGAGGACUGUGCGGUACAGAGAUUCUGUAGUUCUCCAGACGGUGUUGUGAUGGUGUGCGGUAGUGACGACGGGAGAGAGGUGUACGCUGUCACACAUGACAUCAUACCCGACAAAGACUGGGUCAUGCAGUUCAAGAUAGCAGUGGGCUGCGGUGUUCCAGAGCGCCAGGCAGAGCGCCAGGUCCACGUUCAGUACUCUGUGGACUUCGGUGUGUCCUGGAGGUACCUGGUGCUCCAGUGUCUCCCUGCGGACCCUCGCUGUGGAGGACAGGUCUCCCAGCCCAGCGUCUUCUUCCCUGCCCGGGGCUGGAAGAGGGCCGUUUACCCCCUACCGGACAGCCUGACAGACACCGCGGUCCGUUUCCGGUUUUACCAGCAGCACUCGGACACCCAGUGGGCUGUGGAGAACUUCUACAUCGGGCCGGCCUGUGACGGCCACUGGGGACAUGGAGACUGUCUAGACCAGAGAUGUCUCUGUGACCCAGGCUUCACUGGACCCAACUGCUACGCCAGCACUUCUCUCAAGGCGUCUCUGAAGGAGCGUUUUGACUGGGAGGGGGCCCCAGGUCCUCAGUGGCAGGUCCUGGAGGGGGGCCAUCCCUGUACUGACUGUGGGGUGCUGGUGGAGGGGACAGCCCUGUACUUUGGAGGGUCAGAUGCCAGACAGGCCGUCACCACUGACCUGGACCUACGCGGAGCCAAGUUUGUAGAAUACUGGGCCAGGAUUGGCAGUGAAGACAACAUGACCAUGUGCCAUCGCCCAACCUGUCGUAAAGAGGGAGUGCUGCUGGACUACUCCACAGAUGGAGGUAUGAAACAACAAUAA
Molecule: messenger RNA, 8484 nt
Organism: Oncorhynchus kisutch (coho salmon)
Lineage: Eukaryota; Metazoa; Chordata; Actinopteri; Salmoniformes; Salmonidae
Product: reelin
Biological process (GO): neuron migration; central nervous system development
Cellular component (GO): neuron projection
Molecular function (GO): lipoprotein particle receptor binding
Source: RefSeq, a predicted model, not a curated record